GCAUCCAUGGGAAUCUCAAGAUGAAACGGAACAACAUCUGAUCACAAACUAAAAGAGUCAUGUCUUCCAACGGCGAGGGAUCCAAAUAUGUUUCUCCAAACAAAUCUCGUCACCAAGUCACACGGUCGGUAUCUGAGGUAUCAUCCCCUCCCCUGAAACCUCACCGAUCUCAUCGUCAUCACCACCACCACCAUCACCAUCCACAUAUACAUCGUCGAGACAAAGACGAAAAGUCAUCUCAAUCUACUUUGCAGAAGAGUCUCAGUCCAUCCGGAGAAUCAAAAAGUGACGGAGUUUCACCGGAUGGGAGCCAGAAUGGAAGUCAAAGGCCUAGCAUCUUAGGUUCUGCUGUAGAUGGUUUCGAUUUGUUUAAGAACAACGAGAGAAGACCUCUAAGGGAGGGCGAACUCGAGGCUGAGAAACAAAAGGGCGCCAUGAUGGCCACAGAAUUGCGAAAUACCUUGACGGAUGUCAACGUCGUGGCGGACAAUACUUCCCGACAUUUAGAUGCAACAUACUAUUCCGUCUUGGAGAAAUUAGGGGAUCUGCACAAGACGAUUGGAUCUCUUAAAGAGUUGGCGGCAAUGACUAGACAGUUAAAUGAGGAUUUUAGCACAGAGGGAGAAGAGCUUGUCCAAGAAAGUCGAGCACAACUGGAAGGAUUUGAAGAAUUCGAAGCACAGGAACAAAAGAUCAAAGCAUUGGAGAAACGUGUGAAGGAAGGACGAAAUACAAUCAACACACUGAGUGGGCGGGUAGACGUUGUGAGAAAGCGCGUCAAAGGCUGGGAACAAGCAGAGGAAGAAUGGCAAGACAAAACACGAAAGCGACUAAAGAUGAUGUGGAUUCUGAUGUCGAUUUGCGCAGCCAUUUUACUCUCCAUCGUCGUUUUGGCAUAUAUUCCUUCCAAAGGCCAAGGUCAUGGGGCUGUGAGAUUCAACAUUUCUAAUCCGACCGCGCUGAGAGAGUUGGAAAAGGCCAAAAAUGAGACCAUAAAUAUGCUGAAGCCUGCUCUCGAUAUAUUGGAAAGUUCGACGCCUGGGAGUGAAGUCAACAAGGAAGCAGAGCAGUUGGCAGAGGACCCAAGACUUAAAGUACUCGACGAAUUAUAAUUGAUUGGCACAAAAUGUACUCACAGGGGCUUACAUCUCUCAGGCCAAGUCUCAUUGUGAAUAGUACCACUUUUCCAAGUAUACUACGCCUUAUGGGACCAAAAAAUCAGUGGGUCGACGGUCCCAUGACUGACGAUAUUGACAUGCCGAGCAACCGGAUGCUGGUAGAUGUCAAAACCAACCAGGCAAUCCAUAUAGCUACCCAUCUUCUUCUGUAGCAUGAUUUUGUUGAACCUUACAGUUGCAUGUCAUGCAAAUUAACCGCACGCAAUAGGAGUGACGUUCAUAUGCACUGAGGUAUUCGCAGGUCGUUUUGACGAUUCGCGUAUGUAGAUACUAGGUAGAUGGGUAGACGGGCGAAUGCCGAGAUGAUUGUACAAGGUUCACGUCCAAUGAGAUUUGGAAGAAAAUGCUUUACCCUUCCCAGCCUUGGAAUCCCUCUCGCGCUGUGCAUUCGAUGCAGUCUAUGGAUUCUAGAAUGGUGGCAUGGUGCCGUGGGCCGUGGACCGGCACACGAUAGACAUCAAUCGUCAUUUCCACA
Botrytis cinerea B05.10 is the source of this 1653-nucleotide messenger RNA. RefSeq lists its product as hypothetical. The transcript is spliced from 2 exons. The record is from RefSeq and is a predicted model, not a curated record. The coding region runs from base 60 to 1112 and encodes 350 amino acids. NCBI's taxonomy places the organism in Eukaryota, Fungi, Ascomycota, Leotiomycetes, Helotiales, Sclerotiniaceae.